CCUGUGCCAUUUCUGGUCUCUGGAACUGUGUCACCAUCAACCCCCUGAACAUCGCAGCCGGCGUGUGGAUGAUGCUCAACGCCUUCGUGCUGUUCCUGUGUGAGGCCCCUUUCUGCUGCCAGUUCAUCGAGUUCGCCAAUGCCGUGGCCGCCAGGGCCGACCGGCUGCGGGCCUGGCAGAAAGCAGCUUUCUACUGCAGCAUGGCCGUGUUCCCUGUCAUACUCAGCCUGACGCUGACCACGCUCCUGGGCAAUGCCAUCGCCUUCGCCACCGGCGUGCUCUACGGAAUGUCGGCCCUGGGAAAGAAGGGAGAUGCCAUCUCCUACGCCCGCAUCCACCAGCAGCAGAAGCAGAUGGAUGAAGAGAAGCUGACGGGGAGCCUGGAGGGACAGGCUCUCUGAAGGACACGAGCUCUGGGUGGCAUCUCCUGGACAUGGUGAAGAUGUGGAAAUCUGCUGUGCCCUUCCCUCUGUCCUCUCGGUGCCCUGCUACACCACGAUGUCCCUGGACACUGCAGCAAGUGGGAAUCUCAGGGGCUGGGGCAGGCUGUGUCCUCUCCUCACACCAGCAGCCAGACCUCAGCACGUCUCUCCUUCUCUCCUCAGCUCUCAACCCAAACAGUGCCCCUAUUUUUUAAUAUUUUCUUUUCUUUUUGCUGCAGAGAUGCUGGCUCUCUGAGUGCUGCUUUCACAACUUUCACAACCUUUUAUUUUUUUCCUGGACUGCCCUGUGGAUGGGUGAGGAGGGACAGAGGACCUGCCAGUGCAGGUUCCAUGUGUUAGGAACACUCCCUGGGAUGGCCCUUCCCAGGUACAACACCUAAAACCCCCUGGUGCUUAACCUUGGUCUUCUUCCACUGUUUUAAUUAUGGGACCAGGCACUGGAGGCAUCGCUGCACAGGAAAGGAUUUCCAGAAAAACUCAUCUAAAGAUAAAAUCCAUCUCUUCAAGGGAGCUGCCAGAGCUGCUGGGCAGAUCCUGGGGCCUCCAAAGCACAGUCCCUGCUUCCUCUGGAUACAACUACAGGCAGUGACUACCAUUUACUUGAAUUAUAAGAAUUAAUUACUUUGUCUUAAUAAGGGCACUUUUCUUAAGCUUCACUCUUCUACUGGGGCAGAAGGGAAACAAUAUUUGCUGUACCUCAGCUGAAAAGGAUGUUGUUUCUUGAGCCAAGUGGGAUUUUUUGCUGGUGUGAGGGUCACUGAUGAGCAGGAGCAUUCCUGCCUUGUGAGCCUGGGACUCUGCAUCCCUCUGUGAAGGGACCUGCUCUGCUUGCCUGGUCUUUGGGAUUGUGGUUUUUGCAUCAAUCCUGAGCUGGUUUUGUAUGGGAAGGUGGCACAACUUCCCUGUGCAAACAGAGAGAAGGCUGCACCAUUUCAGUGUGGACAGCUGGGAUGUUUUACUUUGCUAUUCCAGGCUCUUUCUGUGGUUUUCACAUUGUAUUUUCUGUUUGCUUUGUACCAUGCAGUACAAAACUGCUCACUAAGUCCAGAUCCCCCUCUUCUCAUCCCAGUUUGUCCUGGGGAUUUUAAUUUAUUUGAUUUUUAUAUGGUUGCUUUUUGUUUUGAUUAGGAAAAAGGGGAAUAAUUUAUUUCUAGUUAUUUAAGUACUUUAAUGGGACUCAUUUUCUCUGGAUAUAGGAGAAAGGAGUGCUCUGUUUUCUGUCCUUCACAGGGCUGCCUCAUUUCACCAGAGAUCUCUGAACCCAGGGACAGCCCUGGCUGCUGCAAAAUCCAAUUUCAGCCUUCAGAGUGUUUCUCAGAUUCUUCAAAAAAAGUGUGUUGUCCUUUGACCCCUUUGUUGUCUUCUGGGCCACAAACUUGACAAACUGUGUUUUCCCCUUCUUCUGGGAGAGAGAAGGAGGAAAACUGGGCUGUAACUGCUGGACUGGGAGAGCCACCAGCACUGUGUGUCCCAGUUUGAAUCCUUGGGUACAGAGGGCUUGUGCUGUGCUCUGAGAAAUGCUGCUGGAGGCUCAGUGCUGUCUGUCUGUCAGAGGGGUCUGUCCGUGCUGAAAACUCUCCUCAAGCCCUGCCCUUCCUCAAGCUGCUGGCUCCUGUGAGCUGCUGCUUCUUCCCUGGAGCUCAGAGCUGUGAGGAUUCCAGGAUUUCCUGGAUGUGGGCACCCUUUUUGUGCAAAGCCCCUUCCCCCCCACCUUUGAACUGGGAUUGCUCCAACACCCCUUGUCUGGGGUGCAGAGCAGGCACCCCCAGCCUGGAUUUUUUCCAUAAAGGAAGGUUUUUUCCCUCAAAGCUGUGCUGGUUUGGAGCCCCCAGCCCUUGGCUGAUCCCUGGUGCCAUGGAGGAGGAAUGGGGGGUAUUCCUGAGGGAAAAUCUUCUGGGUGCAGCAAGGGCAGAGCCCUGCCUCAGGAAUGGGCACAGGCUUUGAUUUCAGGGGGGUGUGGGGAGUUCUGUAGUGUUUAGUAGAGGAAUGUUGCAGACUGAUGCAUGUCAAUGUCUCUGGUAGUGGCAGCUUUGCUCUGUGAGUAGUUCUGCAGUAGCUUUAGUGUCAGGAGGCCAAAGGCAAAGCAGAGCUCAAGGGCUGAGAUUUCCAGGGUGCUCUGAGGGAGCACAGAGCUGGUGGGACUCUCAUCUGCCUCUCCUCUUGCAUGGUCCCUGUGGCUGGGGCAGGUGGGUGCUGCUCCAGGGCACCCGCAGGGCCCACUCUGCUCCUUGGCACUGAGGCAGGAGACCCAGCAGUGCUGUCACAGUGUUCUGUGGCAGCAGGGUGUGGCCCUGGGGCUGAGGCAAGGGAGAAAUGUGCAUCAAUCUGCCACCAUGAGAGGGUGGCAAAGCUCAGUGAGCUGAAAAUGGGCCUCAAGGACUCCCCUGAGUGAGCUGGGCUGGAGCCUUUGGCCACAGUGCUUGAAGUGUCUGUGCUGCCUCCACUGGAGGUGUCUCAGAUCCGUAUUCCAAGGGUGGUGACUCCUACAGGGUCCUGUCUGGAGUGGGAACCCUUGGGAAUUUUGGCUGUCUGCUGCAGCAGGAACCAAGCCAGACGCUGCCAGACAGGGUUGGUGACAGCACCCUGGCUUGUAAGAGCUGUAGUGACAUCAGUGGAUGGUCUCACCCCCAUGUGGGCCUGUUUGGUGGAGAUAGGAAGGAGCUUUAGAGUAGAGUAGCAUCCCAGUAGUUAAUGCCAGUGCAUGGUGCUUGUUAGGUGUGUUUAGAGGCAUCCGUGGGGUGCUUGGAGCUGUGUGAGGACAAAUGAGGUUCAAACCCUGCUCUGGAGGUUUCACAGGCUCAACCCAACCCCUGCUGAGGGCAUCCAGAAGGGAUGGCGGAUCCAGAGGGGCUCUGUGGGGCAGGGUCUGCUCUCCAGGCCUUGGAAAGGAGAUGGUGUGAGGGCUCAGGGGGUGACACGCUGAGGACAGAGCUGGAAGGACCCCUGGGGAGCAGUGGCCUGUCACACACCAGUCACCAAGGCAGGUUUGUGCACUGUGCCACUCUUCCAUGCCUCUGCCACUCAUGUGUGGCAGCUCUGUGUCCCAUGGGGUGUGAAGAGCAGGGCAGAGCUCGCUGCUCUGUAACACCCAUCGAUUCUCUGUGUGUGCAGUGAAUGAAAACACCAUUCUACCUCUGGAAAGAGCCACUGUGAUUUCUCACACUCCAAAUGUUGUAGCAAAAGCCCUGGGGCUCGCUGUGCUGGAGGAAGGAGGUCACUCAGAAAAUGCUCCUCCAGUGGGGUUCUCUCAGGAGCUGGAGUCCAACCUCAUUUCUUAGUGGGGCAUUUCCUCCUUAGGCUGAGCCCUGGGAAGCUCAAUUCAUCUCUGUCAUUUUUUUCCUCAGGAAAAAACAUCCACUGUCUUCAGGGAAGGGUUUCACUGAAGUGAAGGUAUCAAGAGCUGGUCCCUAGCCAUGUGAGAAAGAGAAUGCUCGAGCUCAGGGCUGCCAGAAAUCCUGAUCUUCAGAAAGUCAGUGGAAACCAGAGGCUCUUGAGACCUCUUGUAGUCAGGCCAUGCUUAGAAAAAGUUGUGUUCCAGCCAGGGCUGAACAUCUUUCUGGAAAAGGGUCUCAGCAGCAAAAGGUAGGCUUAAUACUGAAUGUUUUCUGUGUUUUUUAUUUUGGCCCACCACUCUCCCUCUGUCCUAAGCUGUUUUAAAUUAAUGCUGUGAUAAAGCACAUCUUCUCCUAGGUGAUUUCUCAUCUCCUGCUGCAGGAGAUCAGAAUGGCAGCUGGCACAUCUGGAGGGCUGGCUCAAACAUGCUGUUUUACCCCCUGCUUCCUCAGGACAGCCGGCUGAAUGUCCCAGGAAUAGCCCUUGGGGUGCCAAGUGCAUUUCAAGAUCUUGGACAAAUGCUUGGGCACAUCCUGUCCCAGCUCAGCCUUGUGCCUCUGCCCUUUUGGGAGGAGUCAGGCUGGACUGAGCAAGGCCAUUUGUUCCUCACAGCCAUAACCACCUCCUGCAGCAGUGUUUUACCUCGGGUUAGCUCUAAAAAAUAAUUAUAAAAGAUUCUUAAUCUUGCAGGACACACAGGAAAGGGGUAAGACUGAUUUGCUACUAACUAUGCAGUUGAAAUCUCAAAGUGAUGGAGGUGGAGGCACAUCCACCUCCCUCUUUGUGUGGUGGGAAGGACUCACCCCAGCACAAAGUGUUGUCAGUACUCACUGUGUCUUUCCCACAGGGAAUCACUUGCACUACAGCUGGAUGUUUGUCUGUUCCCACUCUUUUGUCCUGGGUUUUCUUUGUGAACUGUAUUUGGUCUUGUUCAUUAGGCUUCUAGUGUAGUGUGUGUUUUUAGAGCAAUAAAAUGUGGCAGCUUUUUAUACAAAUGA
Molecule: messenger RNA, 4774 nt
Organism: Zonotrichia albicollis (white-throated sparrow)
Lineage: Eukaryota; Metazoa; Chordata; Aves; Passeriformes; Passerellidae
Source: RefSeq, a predicted model, not a curated record